GUGGACUUCAACCCAGGCCCAAUCGGGUUUAAGAAACCCUAUUGGGUGAGGGUUAAAGCCCUGUGUGGAACCGCCCUGAGAUAAAUAGUAGAUUCCCACCCACUGCUGCUAAAUGGCCACAGAGAGUACCUGGCUAUUACCGGACACCUUUGUCAACAUCAGCCUGACUGGGAAGGCACAGGGGGUGGAGGCCGGUGACGGGGAUGGGACAGGGCAUGGGACAGUUUAAUGAAUAAACCCUAUUCCAAUGUACCUUCACUUCUAGUAUCCAUAUUAUGAAAGAAAUUUUGAAUUAAUUUUUCCAACUGCAAGUUAGAAUGAUGAGAUUUGAAAUAACUAUUUUCCUUUAGCUGUGAUGUGAAAAUAGCAAGAUCCUGAGGGUAUACCAUUUGCAUAUGUAUAGUUAAAGGAUUAAUAUUUGUUUCUUGAAUAUUCAUUAGAUACAUCUGAAAAAGGAAGCAGGUUAUAUAAUCAGUUCAGAUUCAAUUAUAUUUUUCUCUGUAAAGUUCACAGAGUUAAUAGCUACUUAACCAAAAUGCAUCCAUGCGUGCAGUGAUGUUCUGACAUGCUGGCUGCAAUCCAAAGAGCAAUGCAGUCACAUGUCUAAGGACCCAAUGGACUUAAAAUAUGUAAAUAGCAAUCUUCUUCCUUCAUUGAUGUCACACAGAAGGCCAGUGAUAAAAGAAAGGUAUUUCUUAAAAACGCUUUCUGAUAUGGAGAGUGGUAUCUUUCUUUUAAGAGAAAAGUUACACUUAGCGUGCAUUUACAGUGUUAAAUUAAUGCAGUCUGACACCACUUUAACUGUCGUGAGUAAAUGCUAUAGAAUCAUGGGAGUUCUUGUUUUAGAAGACCUUUAGCCUUCUCUGCCAAAGAGUGCUGGUGUCUCACCAAACUAUAAAUUCCUGGAUUUCAAAGCACUAAGCCAUGGCAGUUAAAGGAGUGUCAAAACUACAUUAUAGCCAACCCUCCACAUUUGCUGGAGUUCAGGGCACAGGACACUCACAAACUUUUUAAAAGUGCUAAUUCUCACUUGAAAGAACACCUCUUUAGCUAUCUCUAGAUCUUCCAGCAUCACCCUAUCAAUAUUUCGAAGAAGCUGGUCACAGAGUUGCACUGAAGGAACUGGAGUUUCCUAAAGAGAACAUUUUAAAUCACAACCAAGAAUAAUCAAAACAGCAAAUGCCAAAACUAAAUGUGGAGGGUCAACUAUGUUUUAUAGUGUAGAUGCACCCUUAGUAAAGGGUCCAUUGGGCACCUGAAGUAAUUCCUUAGACCCAGGUAACUGGAAACCUUUUUUAAACCCGAAGCAGGGAAUUGUUGUUGGUGAUGCUGUUUUGGAUAACGCGAAACAGAGACAAAUUAAGUGUUCCCAGAGACUGAAAGAUAAACAAAGGGAACCCAGGUGUGAGAAAGAGUGAUGCCGUGAGCCAGAGAGAGUAAUUUUAAGGAAUUGGAGUCAACGUUAGAUGCAGAGAUUAACAGUGGAUUUUCAUGUGUCAAGUUGCCUGUCAUGGGAAAUCUGAGUUAGGAGUUCUGUUCUUGAGUUUGUAUCUUGUUUUUCUGAUUAAGUUCCAUGCCUUCUGUUUGGAUUAUAAAUCUUGUUACAAGUUUCAAGCCUUUGGGAUUAUAGUCAAGUUCAAGUAUCAAGAUUUUGGAUUAUGAUUAUGUUCAUGCUUUCAAGCCUUUGGAUAUAAUUCUAGUUUAAGUGCAACAACCCUUGGAUUACAGUUCUUGCUUUUGCUUUAAGUGAUUUUUGGAAUUCCUAUUCAGAGUUGGUUAUUGCUUUUUGUUAAGCUUCUGAAAAUCUAACUCAUGGAUGUAUUUCGAAACUGUUUUUAUAUUAUAUACACUUUUCUUAAUAAACUUACAAUUCUUGUUCAUCUAUGUGGUGUUUGAGUGAAAAGGGGAUCAAGUAGGCGACUAGGCUACAACAUGCACUGUGAACGCAUGUGCAUUAGAAUUGUGUUUUUCCAUUCACUGGAGAUAUAAGCAAUGCAUUCCUAUUUAAUAUAGCAUUUUUCUACCUAACUACUACGGACUGCACCUUCUCCAUGAUUCUAUGUCCCAAGCUAUUAAUAAGUAAAAUCCAUCAACUUUUCCCAAUCUUGUCACUUACCUUGGAGUGAUGGGUCCUUUUCUCUUCUGUGGCAGCAUGUAGGCAGUGAAGUGAUGUCAAGUGGUGAGAUACUUCUCUCCCCAUCUUCCCCCUUCCCCCUGGUAUUCCCAAGCUGGCCAUUUUCAUAUGAUUUUAUAGUUCAUAAUUAUAUUUUCCUUUGCUGUUUUCAAAUGCUAGAAUUGCACAAUUGUGAUAAAAAUAUAAACUAAAAAAAUUAAGGACCAUUGCUAAUGCAGGAACGCAGGAUUAUGAGUGUGCAUAAGCAUGAUUACGGCACUACGGAUUGUCAAAUCGAUACAAUUGCAUGAUUGAAGAGAGGUGGAAUAUCAAAGAUGCUCUGUCCAAUAUAUAUCCACUAUCAAUGAUAAUGUGAUAGCAAUGGAAUAGUGGGUUCAUGUGAUAAAGUCUUAUAAAUCUUGAAUAAUAAUAAAGAUGUCUCAGUGGAAAAUGGUGAAAAUCAAGUGUUUAGUAUCAAUGGAAUACAAACCCGAUUGCAUGCCCAGUGUGAUAAGUGUUGGAACUGUCAUUCAAAUCCAGUUUUCAGUUGAGAAAACAAAUCUGAAAAUGCUGACAAUUUUGUAAAAACUUUCCUCAAAUGUGUAUGAGUCCCUCUUUGUUGGUUUCUAACAGUAAGGUAUUGUUUGUAACAGUUAUAAAGUUUUAUAUAUACCACAGAUAAACAACUUGGCUUCAACAUGUAUGAAAGCUGUAAAAGUCUUAUGCAUUUCCCAGUGAAGUUUAGCAAAGGAUCAUUAUCUCUAUUGUUGACAUCUAAAGAGAGGAUGCAAGAGUCAGGAAGGAAGUUUUCAAAAUGUGUGUAAAAAUACUCUAUAAAAGACCUUCCAAGGGGAAUAUUACAACAGGAUACAGUUAAGAAAACAAGAAAAGGGGAUAAAGGGGAGAAUGUCAAACUGUAAACAAAAAAAAAACUCAAGAAAAAAUCUUAAAACACAGUGAGAUGCAAGUGAAAGGAAAUAUAUUAUUAGAAUGUUAAUGUAUUUCUAACUAUGGUUAAUGCAACUGUCCCAGGUUUUUCUAAAAUGUUCUAUAAAUGUUCUUUAUUAAUAUGCAACAGAUGCCUAUAAACAAAACACUUUCCCUUCUCUCUCUGUUUGUGCAUGUCAGAACACAUUUGGAGCCACGUGAUGAAUAGCUCAUCUUUAAAGUAAAUGCAUCCAAUCACACAAGCAUCUCUAUGGACUCCUUCCGAGCACCAAACUAUCAAGAUUUGAAUUAUGGGAUUGAUAACCGCCACCCCAGCUUUCAAAUUGAUUUGAAAACGCAGCGGAGAGUUCCAUAGAUUGCUCACCAAAGGAACGGAACGGGACCGCAGCAGACUAUUAUUAAGAGAUCUUUUUUAUUUUCACUUUCCCCUUCCCUGAACUAUGUAACAAAUCCCCCCAAUAAAAGUAGCAUUUAUUUUAACAAUAACACUCUCUAUCUGGUUAUUUUGUAUCUUUUCUCUGACUCCCUCCUUUGCAUGCAAUCUCUCUCUCUCCCUCCCGUCCUUUUAACUCCGGUUGAGGUUUCUCCGCCAUAGAUUAACAUGGCGGACGAUACAAAUUGGCUCAUAUCUCUAUCAAAAUUACCCCUAGAACGCUCCUCUUUUAGUCCUAACCCUUUCUAAGGCUCCUGACUCGAAGACAACCAGCAGAACCGGAAUCGGUCCAGUUUUCGGCACCUCAACAGCUGACUGUCAAACGGGACCGACGGCUCCUUUCAAGCCAAGCUGCUGCCUUAUCCCGGAUUUUCCUCUCCCCGCGGCCCGCGGAAUGGGUUUAAGAGAUACCUACCCCCUUUCUGUGACCUGGGGAUGGGGGAUCGCUCUCUCGCUGGGGAGACAUAGUUCUCCAAGGACCCUCAUCCUCUACAGCUGCCAGGGGAUGCCCGGACGGGUGCCCUCCACGUUUCAUUCAUACUUUUCAUGAUUUUAUGAAGGAGAAGAACACUCUUCCCCAGACCUACCCCUGAACUUAUGAAAUCCUAUACUUCCAAAGACUGCAACCCACAUGUGCCUCUUCCCCAUGCCAUCUCUACGAAUUCCUCCCAUCACAGAUGAACUCUUUUUCCCUCAUGUAUUUGUGAAUUUUCAUAUUCUAUGUACUUGGACACUCUCAUGACCCACUGUUGUGUUAUGAAUUUCCAUAACGGGUUCCCCAGAUGAUGUGAACUUCGUCCUUAUCAAAUGUUUUCUAUUGCUUAUAUCAUUCAUGAUUCCCCUUUAUACAAUGUCACCCACCUUUAUGGAUUCUCCUUUAUUUCCUUGAAAUCUAUCUAUCUGCCUAUAUGUAUUUGUACUCUUUGGGAUCCCCGGAAAAUAUGUAUUCUUCCCAGCAGGGUUUAUGUUCCAACUUUAUUUUAGUUUUCAUUCUAUCCCAUAUAAUUGUCAAAUCAUGAGAUCAAAUGGGAAAUAUUAUGACCCCAACAUGAACUCUAGCCCUAUGACCCAGACCUCCCUUCCCAAAAAAAACAAAAGGAUAAUCUGCCACAGUUUAAUCCAAUCUCAUUCCGACCGCAUGGACAAUAUAGGGCGAGUCACCAAAUUCCUAAAGGUGACUCACCCCCAGGGCAAACAUUGUCAUAUCCCAGGCCAGGACGCCGCAGGAAGGCACCCUGUGGGGCCGUCAAUGAUGGCUCAUCACCACCCAUCACCACUUCCCGUCUGACACCCCAAGGCAUCUGAGAACGUGACAGGACCCCGGACACCCUUGAUGGGUGCCAUUAAUUCCUUUAGAAAUCGGCCGGGUUAGGAUUAAUCCAUCCGGUCACUUCAUUGUUUCAAUAGCUCCCGCCUCCUCCUCUCUGAUUGGCCCGAGGGGGGACAAAAAGCGGCUCCCCAUUGGGCCAGCAGAGCGAGGCGGGAAACGAAAGCCCGCCUCGUUCAACCUCUCAGCCUAUCCGCGAUCAGAUGGGCGGGGGAGCGGGGCGGGAAAUUCAAAGGGCUGUCAGACCGAAACAUUGUAUAAAUAUGGCUUUAUUUGAAACAUAUGUUACGCUAGUAGAUUGAAUGAUCGCUAUUAGCGUCCUUUUCAGCUGAAUUGCUCAAUAAAAACUCCUUGGCGGAUUUUCCUUCAACUUGGCGGACCUUCUUCAUUUCAGGCUUCAGGUUGUAUUGCGGCUUAUAUUCUUCUUUUGGCUUCGCCAAGGUCCGUUCCCUCAGGACCGGAUCGGCUCCCUUCUUAAGGGGCCCGAUCCCCCAGAAACGCGGUCGACAACAUAAUUUGGCUUUACCACGAAGGGACUUGCUUGGAAGUUCCAAAGAUCAAUUUCUAGGCUAAAAUUCCAAGCGGCGACCUUGGUCCAGAUAUUCUGGAACAGGUUGGGGAGAGAAACGGCUGCAAGGAGGGCCCUCCGACCAACAAUUUGACCUCAUUUCACAUCCAAAUUUCUCUGGCAGUCCCUUUCUCUCUCUAGAUCUGAUUCAGGGUACUGAACAAAGGAGCCAGAUAGGAGGAAGCAGAUUUUUAGCUCCUCGAAGGAAAGGCGCCAACGUGAAACAGGGGACGCCCUGUAAAAAUAAAAGGGAACCGGCCCCGUUGUUGAGACCCAGGUGGGAGGAGCCCUGGAGGUAUUGCACUUCGGAUCAGGGCUCGGUAACAAAUUCCUGGUGAAACGCGGGAACAUCUGGCGCUCGGGGGACGUGUGAGAACAGUCUGGCUUGUAAGAUUACAGGUUCAAGAAUCGCGGGGUAGGGGAACGGUUGUGUUCCCGGGGCACCUGCGGAUUCCACGGACGCCAGCCAUUCAGUCUUGGUGAAGGGAACUCUCGGAAGGACGAGCGGCACCUAGCCGGUUGGGUGAGUCGUUACUCCGUUAACUGUCAGGUACUGGGCAGGGGUUGAGCCAAGAAUGGGUGCUUGUUCAGCACGCCUAGGGUGUCCCACCCCAGCAGACAUCCCCAGGGAUUCUCCAUUGGGCAAGAUCCUGGCCGAUUGGGGUGGGUUUGCAUCGAAAAACAUGGUGCAGGCCAGGUUGGUCCAACUCAGCAAGCGUAAGUGGCCCCUCGUGGCCCUUGAAGGGGGAGUCGCUUGGCCUCCACAUGGCAGUGAGGAUGAGAGUCUCAUUUUGAAACUCCAGAGCCAUUGCCAUGGGGAGGGCAAGUGGACCCAACUUGCUUAUGCUGCAAUGUUCAUGGCCUUAAGCCAGAGGGAGAGUGGAAGGGGGGAGGGGGUCCAAGUCUUCCCAUGCAGGGACGUGGGCUCCAAACCUACCCUCCUCAAAAGCUCCUCUCUAGACCUACUUCCCCUCCCGCCUCCACCAGAAGAGGAACUUCUGGAGACAUUUGCUUGUCCCCCACCUUACCAACCUCAACCCCCAUCCCUUGCCCCACCUCCUCCCCGGCUUUCUCCUCCUGUUCUGAGUCUUGCACCGAUCCAGAACUCCCAGAUUGACCCCUCAAGGGAACCUCUGCUUCCCGGGAUCCCCACUCUCCCAGAUUCACUCUCCCAACCCCCUACCCUUUCGCCCCAUCUCCCCUCCGUUUCCCAACCUCCCAUUCCCUCUCAGCCCCCAAUCCUCUCUUCUCUCUCCUCCUCCCAACCCCCCCAUUCUCCAAUCCUUUUCUCCCUCUCCUUCUCAAUUUCCCUCCCCAUUUUUUAAUGGCUAUCUCCCAUACACGCUACCCAGAGGAUCACCCUUCCCGAUCCCAGACCCUCUCGCCUCUCAGACUUUCCACCCUCUAUUACUCCCCUCUGCGCCUCCUGCAAGGACCCCCCCGUCUCUUCAGCACCCCCAGCUUCUCAGACCACCCCACCAGUCCCCCUAGCGCCCGAAAGACCCAACCUCAGCUGUCCCCCUUCUACUCCCUCAUCAGAAACUUCAUCCCUCCCCCCUCGAAGGGUUUCCCCAGCGUCAGAGGAUCCCUUUGAGCCCCUCAUCACCAAAAAUAGCCUGCGGGCCCGCCCCGCCACUGUAAUGGCCCCCCUACGGGAGGUGAUCGGGGCAAGGGGAGACCCGGUCCUAAUCCAUGUCCCUUUCAGUACAACAGACCUCAUUACCUGGAAGAAGACAACUGCAUCACUUUCCCAAGACCCCUCGGAAAUGACCGAACUUUUUAGAACUAUUUUCCUAACCCAUCGCCCCUCCUGGGCAGAUGUUAUGACUCUCUUGGCUUCUCUCCUUACUCAAGAGGAGAAGCGCCGCCUACUGGCCGCAGCUCAGGCUGAAAUCAUGAAGGCAGACGUAGAUGACGGUAGAGAUUCUGAAAUUAUUUUUCCAACAAAGGAAGACCCCGGCUGGGACUACAAUACCAACGCUGGUAUGAUGUCUUUGAAGGCCUUCCACCGUGCCAUCUUGGCUGGCCUGCCGUUGGUCUAUCCUCGACCUAUAAACCUUUCUAAAUACUAUGACAUAAAACAGACUCCUGAGGAAAGCCCCUCUGAUUUUUAUGAUCGGUUAUGUCGCACUGCAAAACAGUGGACACACAUUGACCCCUCUGACCCCCGAAAUGCGUCCGCUUUAAAUUCCCUGUUCAUUGGCAGGUCAUGCAGGGACAUUCGGCUAAAACUCCAGAAACUGGAGGGGGGAGAAGGUAUGCCCAUCUCCCAGUUAAUCAAUAUUGCUUUUAAGGUAUUCCACAACCGGGAGGAUGCAGCGGCCCAGAAGGAAGAAGAUGACCGGCAGGCUCAAGCACAGGCCCAAGCAACCAGUAUGGUGGCUGCACUGGCAGAACGUGACAGGGGACGGGGAGUUGGGGAGAACAGAGAAAGGCCAGUUUGGAGGGACAGGGGGCAAGGAAGAGAACCACCAAGGGAACUCCGUUGUUAUUACUGCCAGCAGAGGGGGCACUUCAAGAGAGAAUGUCCCGAUCUCAAGGAUAAGGGACCAGAGAGCCGGGUCAUGUGACUAGGGCAGCGGAUCGUCUUGGCCCCCAGUGACCCGUUGGUGCCAUUGAAGUUAGGAAAAAGAACUGUGGAUUUCCUUCUAGACAGUGGGGCCACCCAUUCAGUGGUCACCGAAGGGUUUCGGGGAACAGACAUGGGAGCUAGGAAGACUCAGGUAGUGGGGGUCUCAGGGAAAGAGGCAGAGAGGUCUUUUCUCAAGCCCAUGGAGUGU
Messenger RNA from Anolis carolinensis (green anole), 8169 nucleotides. RefSeq lists its product as uncharacterized. The transcript has 2 exons. The coding region runs from base 7030 to 7959 and encodes 309 amino acids. NCBI's taxonomy places the organism in Eukaryota, Metazoa, Chordata, Lepidosauria, Squamata, Anolidae. The record is from RefSeq and is a predicted model, not a curated record. Gene Ontology annotation, molecular function: nucleic acid binding; zinc ion binding. Gene Ontology annotation, biological process: virion assembly.